AUGAAGCUUUCCCACAUGCUCCUCAGCCUCGCCAGCCUGGCGCUGGCGACGGCUCUUCCCCGGACGCCGAACCACAACGCGGCCACCACCGCCUUCCCCAGCACCUCGGGGCUGCACUUCACGAUUGACGGCAAGACGGGCUACUUCGCUGGCACCAACUCGUACUGGAUCGGGUUCCUGACCAACAACGACGACGUAGACCUCGUCAUGAGCCAGCUGGCGGCGUCCGACCUCAAGAUCCUGCGGGUCUGGGGGUUCAACGACGUCAACACCAAGCCCACCGACGGGACGGUGUGGUACCAGCUGCACGCGAACGGCACCUCGACCAUCAACACAGGCGCGGACGGGCUCCAGCGCCUCGACUACGUGGUGACCUCGGCCGAGAAGUACGGCGUCAAGCUGAUCAUCAACUUCGUCAACGAGUGGACCGACUACGGCGGCAUGCAGGCCUACGUCACGGCCUACGGCGCCGCCGCCCAGACGGACUUCUACACCAACACCGCCAUCCAGGCCGCCUACAAGAACUACAUCAAGGCGGUCGUCUCGCGGUACAGCAGCUCUGCGGCCAUUUUCGCCUGGGAGCUGGCCAACGAGCCCCGCUGCCAGGGCUGCGAUACCUCGGUCCUGUACAAUUGGAUCUCGGAUACGUCCAAGUAUAUCAAGUCGCUGGACUCCAAGCACCUGGUCACGAUUGGCGAUGAGGGCUUCGGUCUCGACGUCGACUCGGACGGCAGCUACCCCUACACCUACGGCGAGGGAUUGAACUUCACCAAGAACCUGGGCAUCUCGACCAUCGACUUCGGUACCCUGCAUCUGUACCCAGAUAGCUGGGGCACCUCCUACGACUGGGGCAACGGCUGGAUCACGGCCCACGCGGCCGCGUGCAAGGCGGUGGGCAAGCCGUGCCUGCUGGAAGAGUACGGAGUGACCUCCAACCACUGCGCCGUCGAGAGCCCCUGGCAGCAGACGGCCGGAAACGCGACGGGCAUCUCCGCCGAUUUGUACUGGCAGUAUGGCACCACGUUCAGCUGGGGCCAGUCCCCAAACGAUGGGAACACCUUCUACUACAACACCAGCGACUUCACGUGCCUGGUGACGGAUCAUGUGGCGGCUAUCAAUGCGCAGUCGAAAUAG
Molecule: messenger RNA, 1134 nt
Organism: Aspergillus aculeatus ATCC 16872
Lineage: Eukaryota; Fungi; Ascomycota; Eurotiomycetes; Eurotiales; Aspergillaceae
Product: glycoside hydrolase 5 family protein
Exons: 3
Coding region: 1-1134 (377 amino acids)
Molecular function (GO): hydrolase activity, hydrolyzing O-glycosyl compounds
Source: RefSeq, a predicted model, not a curated record